This is a messenger RNA of Thelazia callipaeda (thelaziosis nematode), 1563 nucleotides long. The record is from the annotation of a GenBank genome assembly. Lineage: Eukaryota; Metazoa; Nematoda; Chromadorea; Rhabditida; Thelaziidae.
GUUAAAGGAUGUGGUGUAGACUUGGUGUUUCUUUUGGAUUCUUCCGAAAGUUUGGAUCAAAUUCAUAUGCAACAUGUCAACUGGACUACACAAAUAAUUAAUGCCUUGAUGUCUGAUACCGAUCAAUUGCAUGUUGCCCUGAUUCAGUAUACUGAGACACCAACUGUUGAAUUUUCUCUUGGUACUUAUCAAAAUGCACAUGAAAUUAUUGACCAUAUCAUGGCAAUCCAGUUUCAAUCUGGUGGUACCCAGACUGGUAAAGCACUUUUGACAGCAAAGGCUGAAUUGUUCAGUGAGGAAAAAGGAGCCAGACCAAACGCCAGGAAAAUCAUUGUUCUUUUUACGGAUGGAUUAUCUACUGAUGAUCCGAUAAAACACGCCCACGAGCUGCGUGAGAUUGGUAAUGUACAGAUCUUUGUGGUAAGCGUUGGAUCUGAUGGUUUCGAGUCUGAAAUGAAUCGUAUUGCUGGAACAACAUCAAAUGUCUUUGGGUUUGCUAAUUUCUUUCUGCCACAAGAAUUCUUACGAUUAUUAGAGGCUUUGAAAUUUGAAGUGGAAGAGGCUGAUAAUUGUAUGCUUGAAUUAAACUUAGAAGCAUCUACGACAACCGUGAGAACAGAAUCAGUAACACAAGCAGAAUUAUCACCUUCAAUACAUUUAAAAACACACACUUUUACUGUAGCACAGCUUAAGUCACAAGACUUACUAACGAAUAAUACUUUACUGAAACACAAAAUCGAAAAAAAUCCUGAGAAAAAUGUGCCUUUAUCAGAACAUUUUCUUUUACAUCUUUGUAGAAGAAAUACUCAAAUUAUCUUAUUCACUAAUAGAUCUAUUGCAUUACAAAUUACCUUUUUAUUUUUUGUUGUUUGGCUGCGUCCUCUUCAAUAUAAUUUCCUUAUCAGCUGCAUAACAACUAUCAAUUUGAGAUUUACAACGGCAUCACACAUUUCAACAAAAACUAUACCAAAAUUGCGAAAACCGUUUCCGGUUGGCAGUAUUGAAAGGAGUCAGGAACAUAAAAUAUGUUUGUCUAUCUCUUCAGGACAAUGUCCACGAGAAAUUUUGUUCAUUGUUGACAGUUCUGGAUCAGUGCAAAGAAUUUAUGAUCAGCAAAAAGACUACAUCCUCUCACUACUCAAUGAAUUAGUUGCUCUGGUUCAAUUUGCUGGCAGUUCACACCAGAAAGUUGAAUGGACGUUUGAUACAUAUAAUAAUGCACGCCAGAUUGAGGAAGCUCUCGCACAAGUCCGACAUUUUACUGGAACAACAUAUAUUGGUCGGGCAUUAGAAGCUUCAAUCAACGUCUUGGGAACUCGCCGACGUGGUACACCUACCAUCGUAAUACUUAUGAGCGAUGGUUUUUCGCAAGAUGACGCCAGCAAGCCAGCAGAAGAAAUCCGCCAAAUGUCAAAAGUUGACUUCUAUGCUGUCAGUAUGUCAAAACUUAAUAAUUUCGAAUACUUGGCUAAACUAACAGAUGACCCAUCAAAGGUAUACAUUGGACAACGAGGUGAAGACUUGAAACAAGAGUUGAUAAAAACAAUCCGCUGUAGAACGUGA